AUGUCAAAAGCUCCAGAUGAUCAGUUGCAAGCAACAGAGCAGGAAGGAAGUGUCCAUCCAAGUCAACAAGUAGGGCAACAACAUGUGAAUACAGCAGAUCAGUUCUCCAAAACAGAAAUAACUGAAGGUUCAAAAAAUGAACAACCUGUCCAAGUAGAGCAACAGAAUUCCCACCUACAACAAGCACGUCCAGAAAUUCAACUACAACAGGCUGAAACCAAUAGCUUCCAGUUAGCUGAAAAAGAAACAGGGUGUUUUGGUCAACAGAGUUUUGCAGGCACCAAGGUGGAUGUUACCCAGCCUUCAGUAGUUCAGCAGAAUGUAAAGCAAACUGUUGGUCAACAAGCAUCAUCUGGUGCCCAGGAUACAAGGAAAGGACCAUCGAUACCAUUUAAUAUGUUAAUUCCGAUCCUACAGGCACAUCUUGACAGAGACAAAGAUAUGCAGCUUCAAGUUGUAUGGGCAAAACUUAGGCGUAAUGAAGUCCACAAAGAUGAUUUCUUAAGAGUUAUCAGGAAUAUUGUUGGGGAUCAAAUGCUCAAGCAGGCAGCUCAUAAAGUUUUUGUUCAGAUGCAAGCACAGGCGCAAAGAAAUAGCCAGGCAAAUCCAAGUCAGCAGUCUUUAUUCUCUCAAGUUUCUUCACAGCAGAUGCCUUCCAGUGGUUCAGCACAGUUACAUGAUCAGAAACUUCGGCCACCUGGACCACCCAACCAAGGUCACAAAAACCAGGUGUCAUCUUCACCUCAGGCUUUUGCACCACCAUCAGGCACUCAAGCGCAGAAUAGUGUACACUAUCUUGCUCAUGAUAACCCGAACCAAAACCCUGACGCAAAGGGAACAAAUGCUGUACCAAAUCAACCACCUAGAAUGAACACAGCAGUUCCAUUGCAAGCAAAGAACAAACAACAUCAACCAACACAGUUGCAGCAGGCCUCACAGCAAAUAUAUGGAGCAAGUAAUCCCGGUGCCCAGGCUUACCCUCGGUCAAUCACUGGUUCUCUUAGAUCACCGAGUCCUGUUCCAGAAUCACAGCCAUCCAUGCAUGCUCCUGGAAUGGCUCCUGCAAAAAUCGUCCCUCCUCCUACUCAUCCAAUGAUGCAGCACAAUGCAGUUGCAUGGCAAAUGCAUCAAAACAAGGAAUUGAAAACUAAUGCUCCCCCUCCAAAUGCUAAUGUGAAGCAAAAUUCUGAAUCUGUUGGCAAAGCACGCAUAGCUGGCACAGGAAGUUCUUCUGCUAAAGGAAAGCAGGGAACUCCUAACUCUACACCCAAUGCUAGUGGAGGUGCAAAGAGUAGCAAGAAAUCGGGUGGGCAGAAGAAAUCAUUGGAAGCAGCAGGCUCUACGCAACCUUCAAGCAAAAAGCAGAAGACGUCUGGAGCCUUCCAGGAACAAAGCAUCGAUCAACUUAAUGAUGUCACAGCCGUUAGUGGUGUUAAUAUCAGGGAAGAGGAAGAACAAUUACUGUCUGCCCCUAUGGAAGAGAGCCUUGCCUCACAAGAAGCACGAAGAAUUGCACAGGAAGAAGAAGAAAAUUUUUUCCUAAGGAAGGGUCCACUCCUGAAGAAACUAGCAGAAAUCGCUCGGAAAUGCAAUCUGAAGAAUAUUAGUGGCGAUGUGGAACACUGUUUAUCAAUGUGUGUGGAGGAGCGUUUGCGAAGACUCAUAAGUACUCUCAUACGAGUCUCAAAACAGAGAAUCGAUACUGAAAAGACCGGGCAUCGACUAGUUAUUACUUCAGAUGUUGGUCGUCAAAUUUUACAGAUGAACCAGAAAGCUAAGGAAGAAUGGGAUAAAAAACAAGCAGAAGAAGCUGACAAGAACAAGAAACAAACUGAGGCUGAUGGCAGUGGUGCUACAGAAUUGGAAAAAGAAAAAGAGGAAGGUCGCCCAAAGAAUGUCAAGCCCAACAAGGAAGAAGAUGAUAAAAUGAGAACGAAUGCUGCGAAUGUUGCUGCUCGGCAAGCAGUUGGAGGAAGCGAUAUGCUCUCAAAGUGGCAGUUGAUGGCUGAGCAAGCCAGGCAGAAGCGAGAAGGCCUUGAUGUGUCUGCUGCUUCACAGCCAGGCAGAGGACCAGGUUCCAGGCCAUUAUCCAAAUUUGGAAAAGGUCCUGGCGAACACCAGGAAGGUUCAAAGAGGAGCCAUUCGGUGGCAUUCGGAACUGGAGGCAUGAAUAGACCAGGCAGGACACCCUAUGCUGGUCCACAACGAAUGAUCUCCGUGAAGGAUGUCAUCUGUGCCCUUGAGAGGGAGCCUCAGAUGACAAAAUCACGGCUCAUCUACCGGCUGCACGAGCGGUUGCCUGUAGAUUCUACCGUAGAUUAG
Miscanthus lutarioriparius is the source of this 2322-nucleotide messenger RNA. NCBI's taxonomy places the organism in Eukaryota, Viridiplantae, Streptophyta, Magnoliopsida, Poales, Poaceae. The record is from the annotation of a GenBank genome assembly.